UUGAUAUAGCAACUUCUGAUCCAUCUAUAUAUUCUCUGCAGUCGGUUGUUUCAGUCAGCCCUCCUUCCAAUUAUGUCAAAGCACAUUUGGCGCGGCAUAGAAUUUAUCAUCUCUGACUUUGAGCUCUCAAGUACGUACUAACCAGUCUGACUUUUGUAGUGUCAGUGGAGUGGAAGUACUGAUCUGUUCAAAGUGCAGGCAGAGGACCCUUCAAAAAGUACGGUGACAGUAAUUGGGGGAAGCUGAUCCUGUGACAAUCAUCAUCAAGAAGGUCAGAAAAAUUCAGAAAAUCUGCAUCUGGGGUAAGUGUUGCAGAUUUUCUGAAUUUUCUGACCUUCUUGAUGAGCCCGACGGCAUUGAGCACGCACGAACGGCUUCUAUGGAUAGACAGGAUAGUGGAGGGGAUCCUGAUCCGGAUAGACAUAGACGACAUCGCUUCGUCCCAUAACAAAGAGAUUGCUGCCGCCCAACUCUAUGCUCAGCGCGUCAUGACCCCGCUGCUGGGGAAAACUGUAGUGUCAGUGGAACUCCUCUGUUCAAAGUGCAGGCAGAAGGUGAUGAAGUUAAUUGCAACAAUAGAAGGGAUAACUUCCAUUGUCCUUGACCCUUCAAAAAAUACGGUGACAGUAAUUGGGGAAGCUGAUCCUGUGACAAUCAUCAAGAAGGUCAGAAAAUUCAGAAAAUCUGCAUCAGUGGUCAGUGUCGGUCCUCCCAAAGAAGAGAAGAAGGAUGAGAAGAAAGAUGUCAAGGAUAUGAUGUACGUUCCAAAGGCAUGUCAAAGAUGCGAUGUAUGGUAUGUGAUUGCUGAAGAUUAUUACAGUUAUUGUUCCAUUAUGUAACUUAGUAUUGAUUGUACGUCCUGUUUUAUGUAUUUUCAUACGUAUUAUAAUUUGGCAAAAAUAAUGUCUCCUUUCAUUGAUAAUGAAAAACCCU
This is a messenger RNA of Corylus avellana, 933 nucleotides long. RefSeq lists its product as uncharacterized. NCBI's taxonomy places the organism in Eukaryota, Viridiplantae, Streptophyta, Magnoliopsida, Fagales, Betulaceae. Gene Ontology annotation, molecular function: metal ion binding. The record is from RefSeq and is a predicted model, not a curated record.